AAUCGCCGCUUGCGCAAUUUGAUGAAUCGUGUCGUCGCUGUCAUUAAGCCUCAGAAACAGCGCGGGGCGUGCAAUCGGACGGACAGCUGGGAAGAGCGAGUGGGAAGUCAAGGAAGGAGCGGCGUGUCUCCCUCCUCGCGCUUUUAAGUCGUUCUUUCUUUAUCCGAGACUUUCCUGCAACUAUUUGGCGUCCGCGCGCCAUCCCGGCCUGGGCUUCGCCGCUAUGGAUCCGCAAAACGGCGUGCCUCAAUCCGCUUCCACGGUCGUAAACUCACGCAUUUUUUGGUGAGCUCUUGUUUUCCGCCGUGUUUUGACUUCAACGCAGUGGGGGGGGAAACCUUUGGCUCGACAAGGAGCCACUGAGGGUCCACAUCAGUAUGGUGAACAGCCAAGCGUCAAGCAUUGCGCCGGCCCCGAGGUCAUGUGCAGGAUGUGGGGGGAAGAUCGCCGACCGUUUCCUGCUCUUCUCCAUGGAGUGUUAUUGGCACACUCGCUGCCUCAAGUGCUCCUGCUGCCAAGCCCAGCUGGGUGACAUCGGCACCACCUGCUACAGCAAAGGAGGCAUGAUUCUGUGUCGCAGCGACUACAUCAGGCUGUUUGGGCACAGUGGGGCGUGCAAUGCCUGUGGCCAGUCCAUCCCAGCCAAUGAGAUGGUGAUGAGGGCACAGGGAAAUGUUUACCACCUCAAGUGUUUCAGCUGUGCCACGUGCAGGAACAGACUGAUGCCUGGAGAUCGCUUCCACUACAUGAACGGUACCAUUUUCUGUGAGCACGACAGACCUGGUGCUGCCCUGCUCAGCAGCCACCUGCCACAGCUUCAGAGUAACUCUGUGCUGACGGAUCAGAAGGUGUGCUGAGUGGAGUGUCUGCCGAAGCUUUAAUUCGUCUCCCCUGCUACUGUUGCUAUUGCUGUGAGUUCUGAUGUCGGUACAUCCCUUCCCCGAAAGGGCAGCUCUCUUGCAGAGAAAUCCCGUCCCGUCGUCAUAUCACAGAAUCCCAGCCCUCUCAUCCGAUGUCACAUUUAUGUUGUGUCCCGCAGUGGUGUCGCCCGGGAUUUUGGGUCCUAUUAAAAAAAUAUAUAUAUCACUUCAAGGCCCUACCACAAUGCCACAUAUUGAAAAUAUCAUUUUCUAAGGAACUGGUCAAUAAUGGGCCCUCAUCACUUUUCUCCUCUAUGGGGCCCCUGGUGUUCAGUACAAAAGUGGCAGAUGCUUACAUUCUGUGUGGACUGCACUAGCAGAGACUCCCCUGGACUCUCGAGUAAGCCAGAAGAUAACAAUCGUCAUCAAUCAGAGGAUGGAGUGAAAGAGGCUUGAAUGAGAGUUUGAUGGACUGCUGUAAAAUGACUGUCAACGUCUUGUGCCAAGUGGCAUUAUUUUCCCUUAGCGUCAGUGUUUUGAGUGAACUCUGAUCUGUCUCUUUUAUAUGUCUAUCUCAGACCUUGUACUCCAGGUGUUGAAUUGUAAAAUUAGAUGGGUGUCAGGCAAAAAGUGUAUAUUUCAGUCCUGAGAAAUCCAUUAAUUCCCCAAAAAACUGCUGUUUCAAAAUAAAUGCUACAAACUUUUUAAGCACUAUUGAAAAUAGGAACUUGUCAUUGUCAAUGCCUGUAAUUUCCAUAAUGAAUUGUAUUCUUCAUCAGUUUCCUGUUCAAUGUGUGGAAGCAAGUAAUGGUUUUAUUGAGAAAAAUCCAAUUAAAAUGAUUUUCCAGUAUGA
Phyllopteryx taeniolatus (common seadragon) is the source of this 1713-nucleotide messenger RNA. RefSeq names its product LIM domain transcription factor LMO4-like. The transcript is spliced from 5 exons. The coding region runs from base 378 to 857 and encodes 159 amino acids. The record is from RefSeq and is a predicted model, not a curated record. Lineage: Eukaryota; Metazoa; Chordata; Actinopteri; Syngnathiformes; Syngnathidae.